Messenger RNA from Hemiscyllium ocellatum (epaulette shark), 588 nucleotides. Its product is annotated as histone H2A-like. The transcript has a single exon. NCBI's taxonomy places the organism in Eukaryota, Metazoa, Chordata, Chondrichthyes, Orectolobiformes, Hemiscylliidae. Bases 15 to 404 code for a protein of 129 amino acids. Gene Ontology annotation, molecular function: DNA binding; structural constituent of chromatin; protein heterodimerization activity. Gene Ontology annotation, cellular component: nucleosome. The record is from RefSeq and is a predicted model, not a curated record.
GUGAGUUUGUGACCAUGUCUGGAAGAGGAAAGGGCGGUGGGAAAGCUCGCGCCAAGGCGAAGUCUCGGUCGUCCCGGGCUGGCCUGCAGUUCCCGGUGGGCCGUGUUCACAGGCUCCUGAGAAAGGGUAACUAUGCUGAGCGUGUGGGUGCCGGAGCGCCGGUCUAUCUGGCUGCGGUGCUGGAGUAUCUGACGGCUGAAAUCCUGGAGCUGGCCGGCAACGCGGCCCGGGACAACAAGAAGACCCGCAUCAUCCCCAGGCACCUGCAGCUGGCCGUGCGCAACGACGAGGAGCUCAACAAGCUGCUGGGAGGGGUGACCAUCGCUCAGGGCGGGGUGCUGCCUAAUAUCCAGGCCGUGCUGCUGCCCAAGAAAACUUCCGCUGCUGGAUCUGCUAAAAAGUGAAGAGAUCAUUCUUGAAUCUGACAACCCAAAGGCUCUUUUGAGAGCCACUCACAGCAUCUGUGAAAGGAGCUAAGCUCUGUCGGAUUGAAUUACUUUCCUUUUAAUGUGUAGAGCCCCGGCCGUUAUACCCGACAUCGCUAAAUUUUUAUUUCAUUUUUGUUGGAUACUGUUACUGUCUGGGAGC